Molecule: messenger RNA, 2094 nt
Organism: Sycon ciliatum
Lineage: Eukaryota; Metazoa; Porifera; Calcarea; Leucosolenida; Sycettidae
Exons: 2
Coding region: 708-1589 (293 amino acids)
Source: RefSeq, a predicted model, not a curated record
UUUGUAGUGUAAUGAGUAGCAUCAUGACAGAACUCUAUCCCUAGGCAUAUCAUUGUCUGUCUCCAGGUUUCUCCUUCCUACUCCCUACACUCACUCGCAUUGAUCUAACGUGUGUACUUGUAUAAGAACCGCAGCCUGCCUGCUGUACCAUUGACUCAUGCAUUCAUGUACCGCUGGACUUGCUGGCUGCGCAUCACUAACCCUUCCCCUUCUAUGGCACAGUCCCCGCAUGCACUGAACGCAGUACUCGGGUGCGCGUGCGUAUUCAUGUCUGAGUGCACUGCCCUUGGGCUCCAUCUAUACAUGGCAUCCCGUACUGGGCACGCUGCUUCCGGUCGCUGCUGUGUGCACGCAGCACCGCCGUCCAUUCCGCUCUCUGUCUUCUUUACACAGUGAUUCCCGAUUGGAAUCACCUCUUCGUUUCUGCUCUCCUUGUAGUAAGUUGUGCUUUUCCGUGUCCGAUAAUGUUCCCCCUUUUGCAAUAAACAGUCAGGCGAAACUACUCUAAGUAGCUACCGCUACAUGGCGCAGUGAACAGGAUCAGUGAUAACAAAAUAACAUUGAUCCGCAACGAACCUGGUCUGCAACUUCAGGAUCUAGGAUGGCUCGCGUUCGACAACGCCGGCGAUCGCGAUAAAUCUCAGGAAGUGGAGACGAAACUCUCGGCGUACGUCACGCCCGUGUCCAACGUCGUCCACGGACGAACGAUGUUCGAACGCGACACACAGUCGCCAUCCGAGACCGUGGACGAGUCACUUCUGCAUCGUCUCUACGGCGGCGCGGACAACGGCGACUUCAAGGACGCUCGCGAUGGCCGCAUCCGCGAUCGCUUCACGACACACCACUGCAAGCCAACAGCAACAGCUUACUGCAACGGCUUACUGCAACGGCUUACUGCAACGGCUUACUGCAACGGCGUACUGCAACGGCUCACUGCAACGGCCCACUGCAACGGCUCACUGCAACAGCUUACUGCAACGGCUUACUGCAACGGCUUACUGCAACGGCUUACUGCAACGGCGUACUGCAACGGCUCACUGCAACGGCCCACUGCAACGGCUUACUGCAACAGCUUACUGCAACAGCUUACUGCAACAGCUCACUGCAACGGCUCACUGCAUCAGCUUACUGCAACGGCUUACUGCAACGGCUUACUGCAACGGCUUACUGCAACGGCUUACUGCAACCUGCAACGGCUUACUGCAACGGCUCACUGCAACGGCCCACUGCUUACUGCAACCUGCAACGGCUUACUGCAACGGCUCACUGCAACGGCCCACUGCAACGGCUCACUGCAACGGCUCACUGCAACGGCUUACUGCAACGGCUUACUGCAACGGCUGACUGCAACAGCUUACUGCAACGGCUCACUGCAACACCUCACGGCUACUCCCGCCGCAGCCCGAAGCCACCAAGCGGUGGAGAAGCUCCUGUGGCGAGCCAAAACGGCAUGCCUGCAGCCGCCGAGCCCAACACAAGUGCCACCUCCACUACCUGUUCAAGUCGCACAGCCAUUGCACCGGAGCGGCUCAUCUCGACAAUGUAAACAUGGACCUGCAACUCUUUCCGUUAGGGGAGAUGUGGUGUAAUAAGUAACAUCAUGACAGAACUCUAUCCCUGGGCAUAGCAUUGUCUGGGCCUGCAACUCUUUCCGUUAGGGGAGAUGUAGUGUAAUGAGUAGCAUCAUGACAGAACUCUAUCCCUAGGCAUAUCAUUGUCUGUCUCCAGGUUUCUCCUUCCUACUCCCUACACUCACUCGCAUUGAUCUAACGUGUGUACUUGUAUAAGAACCGCAGCCUGCCUGCUGUACCAUUGACUCAUGCAUUCAUGUACCGCUGGACUUGCUGGCUGCGCAUCACUAACCCUUCCCCUUCUAUGGCACAGUCCCCGCAUGCACUGAACGCAGUACUCGGGUGCGCGUGCGUAUUCAUGUCUGAGUGCACUGCCCUUGGGCUCCAUCUAUACAUGGCAUCCCGUACUGGGCACGCUGCUUCCGGUCGCUGCUGUGUGCACGCAGCACCGCCGUCCAUUCCGCUCUCUGUCUUCUUUACACAGUGAUUCCCGAUUGGAAUCACCUCUUCGUUUCUGCUCUCC